Molecule: messenger RNA, 1824 nt
Organism: Aspergillus chevalieri
Lineage: Eukaryota; Fungi; Ascomycota; Eurotiomycetes; Eurotiales; Aspergillaceae
Product: Pfs, NB-ARC and TPR domain protein
Exons: 2
Coding region: 1-1824 (607 amino acids)
Biological process (GO): nucleoside metabolic process
Molecular function (GO): ADP binding; ATP hydrolysis activity
Source: RefSeq, a predicted model, not a curated record
AUGCGCCCGAAAAGCCGAAACGAUUUUGCGAUCGCAAUUAUCUGCGCCCUUCCCCUUGAGGCUGAUGCCAUCGAAGCCCUCUUCGAUGAAACGUACGAUCGGUUAGGCAAACACUAUGGCAAGCAACCAGGCGAUGCAAAUGUGUAUAUCAAUGGAAGAAUUGGCAAGCACCAUGCAGUCUUGUGCUACUUGCCAGGCAUGGGAAAAGAAAGCGCUGCAAGUGUUGCCUCAAGCCUACAAGUCAGCUACACUGGCAUCCAGCUUGCUUUAGUUGUUGGCAUCUGCGGUGGUGCUCCACCACCACCAAAGUAUGAUGAAAUAUUUCUUGGUGAUAUUAUCAUCAGUGACACCGUGAUGGAAUACGACUUUGGCCGACAAUACCCUGGUGGUUUCCAGCGAAAGACUGGUGUCAAGGACACACUUGGCAGGCCAGAUCGAGAAAUUCGGACUCUCCUUAAGAGCCUUCAGGCUUAUAAUUCCCACAUUGAAUUUCAGGACCAGGUACUCCAAUAUCUUCACACGCUUCAGCAAGCAGGGACAAGGUGGCAACAUCCUGAUGUUGAUGAUGUUCUUUUCAAGGCUUCCUAUCUUCAUAAGCAUCAUGGGGAGACUUCUUCUGUCAAAUGCUGCUGUUCAGAGAGUAAUGUACUGGAUAGUAUUUGCCAUGAUGCCUUAGAGACAAAUUGCAAAGAUCUUGGAUGUGAUAAUGAUCAAGUGAUCCGUCGUCGAGAGCCAAUCAAAGCAGCUAAUAUCUCUGUACAUAUUGGAACGGUUGGCUCUGCUGAUAAAGUGAUGAAAUCGGGACAAGACCGUGAUGCCAUAAGCAGAAAGGAGGAGGUCAUUGGGUUUGAGAUGGAGGGGGCAGGAGUGUGGGAUAAUGCUCCAUGUGUUGUUAUUAAAGGCGUGUGCGACUAUGCGGACAGCCACAAGAGCAAAGCAUGGCAAGCAUAUGCAGCAGCAACUGGAGCCUCAGCGGCAAAGGCUUUCUUGGAGUACUGGAGGCCGGUAAACCAUGAAGAUGUGAGCAAAAACCGUCACUUAAUGAUUCCCUUUGGAAGAAAUCCACGUUUUGUGGGCCGCCAGGAUGAAAUCCAUAAAUUAGAGGAUUUGAUUUCCAUGCCUGAUGGACCAAAAAAGCUCGCCAUUACUGGGCUAGGAGGAGUUGGGAAGACCCAGGUAGCUCUAGAGCUAGCCUACCGUAUGCGAGACAGGGAACCUGAAUGCUCAAUUUUUUGGAUCCCGUGUACUAGAUAUGAGGCGGUUGAACAGGCCUGUAUGGCCAUUGCACAAGUGAUAGGGAUCCAAGAUGUGAAGCCAGCAGAGAUGAAAGAGCAUAUCAAGGCUUACUUUAGCCAAAUGGAUGGGAAGUGGCUUCUGAUCUUUGACAAUGCAGAUGAUUUGGACAUGUGGGUGAAAGACAGCAGUACAGGCUCAGCAUUAAGGGACUUCCUUCCUUAUAACUCCCAAGGUCAUACUAUCUUCACCACUCGCAAUCGAAAGUUAGCCGUGAAACUGGCAUCCUCUGAUGUGAUACAUGUUCGCGAACUCGAUGAAAAGACUGGCAUGGAGUUUCUGGAAAAAUCACUGAUUCAAGAAAGCCUGCUUAACAAUCACCAUGCUAUGAUUACCCUUCUUGAACAGCUUACCUUCCUUCCAUUAGCUGUUACCCAAGCUGCAGCAUACAUGAACGAAAAUGGAAUAGGAGUGUCUGAUUACUUGCUGCUUCUUCAAGAACAGGAGACAGAUGUUGUGGAGCUACUAAGCGAGGAUUUUGGUGAUGAUGGACGCUACAAGGAUACCCAGAAUGUGACGGCUCACAUAUGA